ACACACGCAAUUUGGUAGCCCUCGCACCUGUUAAGACAUUUUUGGUGUUUUUUUUUUAGUUCCCCCGUUAUGUUUUCAGCGUCAUAUCCCCCGUCGCUGGAAGAAUGUCGAGACCGAAUGAUUUAAAAAUAGGAUCUCUCCUCUGACAGCCUGCUCUAAUGACUCCCGUAGCAUUGUAGUGCGAGGAGUAGGAAUGGGAAGAUGGCUGCAGAUCUAGGAGAGCUGCUGGUCCCUUAUAUGCCCACCAUCAGAGUUCCUAGAACAGGAGACAGGGUUUUCAAGAAUGAAUGUGCCUUUUCCUACGAUUCGCCCGAGUCUGAGGGAGGCUUGUAUGUGUGUAUGAACACAUUCCUGGGUUUUGGCAGAGAACAUGUGGAGAGACAUUACCGUAAAACGGGACAGAGUGUUUACAUGCAUCUCAAACGCCAUGUCAAAGAGAAAGCCACAGGUGCCGCAGGGGGAGCCAUCCCCAGAAGAAGAAACGGAAAAGUGUUCCUAGAUUUAGAACUAAACCGUGAUUUUAACGGAGAUGAGUAUGAGUGUGAAGACGAGGCCAAGCUCGUCAUAUUCCCAGACCACUUCGAGAUCCCCUUACCAAAUAUUGAGGAGUUGCCUGCACUGGUGACAAUAGCCUGCGAUGCCGUGCUCAACGCUGCGUCAGCUUACAAAAAACAGGAGCCCGAGUCCUGGGACGAGGAGAUCCAGGUUUCCAAACAUGCCAGGAGUCUCCGACAGCAGGACAACGGCGUGAGGAUCCCACCCAGUGGAUGGAAAUGUCAGAAGUGUGAGAUGAAAGAGAACCUGUGGCUGAACCUGUCGGACGGAGCGGUGCUUUGUGGGAAGUGGUUCUUUGAUGGUGCCGGAGGAAACGGCCACGCCUUGGACCACUUCAAAGACACUAACUUCCCCCUGGCCGUCAAGCUGGACAACCUCACCCCAGACAUAGCAGAUAUUUAUUCGUUCGAUGAAGAAGAAGCUGUCCUGGACCCGCAAAUAUCCGAACACUUGCAACACUUUGGAAUAGACAUUAUACAGAUUCAGCGGAAUGGAACAGAUAACGGCCACCACAACACAGACAACACAAACAACGUGCGGCCGCGAGUCAGCGAGUGGGAGGUGAUCCAGGAGUCGGGCAUGAAGCUGAAGGCAGUGUACGGCUCGGGUUUCACGGGCAUCAAGAACCUGGGCAACAGCUGCUACCUGGGCACCAUCAUGCAGGUCCUCUUCAGCAUCCCUGAGUUCCAGAGGGCGUAUGUUGGAAAUCUACAGAGGAUAUAUGACUACUCACCUCUUGACCCCAGCACGGACUUCAGCACACAAAUGGCUAAACUGGGCCACGGACUCCUCUCAGGCCUGUACUCCAAACCACCAAUGAAAUCCGAGCUCAUUGAACAGGUGAUGAAAGAAGAAUACAAGGUAUUAGACUGGCACCAGCCAAAGGGUAUCUCUCUCAAGAUGUUCAAAGCCCUGGUUAGCAAUGGUCACCCAGAGUUCUCCUCCAACAGACAGCAAGAUGCACAGAAGUUUUUCCUGCAUCUCAUCAACCUGGUGGAGAGAAACAGUGUGGGCUCGGAGAACCCCAACGACGCCUUCCGCUACCUGGUGGAGGAGCGCGUGCAGUGUUGCCAGACGCAGAAGGUGCGCUACACCCAGAAGGUGGACUACCUCAUGCAGCUCCCGGCCCCCAUCGAGGCCGCCUCCAACAGAGAGGAGCUGAUAGCGUAUGAGGCCAAGCGAAACGAAGCAGAGGAGAACAUGAGGGCCCCUCCAGAGCCCGUGAGGGCCCGGAUCCCCUUCACAGCGUGCCUGCAGGCCUUCACGGAGCCAGAAAACGUCCCCGACUUCUGGAGCUCGGAGCUGCAGGCCAAAUCAGCUGGAGUCAAGACUUCCCGUUUCGCCUCCUUCCCAGAGUAUCUGGUGGUGCAAAUAAAGAAAUUCACAUUUGUGGUGGACUGGGUUCCAAAGAAAGUAGAUUUGUCCAUAGACAUCCCAGACUUCCUGGACCUGUCUCGGCUCCGGGGAACAGGACUGCAGGCGGGAGAACAAGAGCUCCCAGACCUCACACCCCCCAUCGUCCUCCCUGAAGACACUAGAAACAACUCGAUGAACUCCUCAGAUUCCCCAGAAAUAGACGAGUCGGCGGCAGUGCAGCUGGCGGAGAUGGGCUUCCCUCUGGAGGCCUGUCGGAAGGCCAUCUACUACACUGGGAACAUGGGCCCCGAGAUGGCCUUCAACUGGAUCAUAGCCCACAUGGAGGAGCCUGACUUUGCUGAGCCCCUGGCACUGCCAACCUUCAUGGAUCCCGGCCCUUCCGUGGCCAGCUCGGGCCUGGCUGCCACCCCACUGGACAACCAGCCUCCAGAGGAGAGCAUCGGCAUCCUCACCUCCAUGGGCUUCCCCCGCCGCCACACCGUCCAGGCCCUAAAAGCCACGAACAACAACCUGGAGCGGGCGCUGGACUGGAUCUUCACCCACACGGAGAGGGAGGAGGAGGAGGAGACUAGCGACGCCCUGUCUGACAUGGCCGACACCACGGAGCCCAACGACAGCGCCUUCUCCAAUGCCAACACGCACAGCGACUCCACACUGUCCCCAGACCAGGACGCCUCAGGCCCCCGGAUCAAAGACGGACCCGGGCGUUACGAGCUUUUUGCUUUCAUCAGCCACAUCGGAGCGUCCACGAUGUCUGGUCAUUAUGUAUGCCACAUCAAAAAGGAAGGAAGAUGGGUGAUCUUCAAUGACCACAAAGUGUGUUUGUCAGAAAGGCCUCCAAAAGACUUGGGCUACAUCUACUUUUACCGUCGACUGUCUAGCAGCUAGACCAAGCCCCCCCCC
This is a messenger RNA of Salvelinus fontinalis (brook trout), 2835 nucleotides long. Its product is annotated as ubiquitin carboxyl-terminal hydrolase 13-like. Bases 202 to 2820 code for a protein of 872 amino acids. NCBI's taxonomy places the organism in Eukaryota, Metazoa, Chordata, Actinopteri, Salmoniformes, Salmonidae. Gene Ontology annotation, molecular function: zinc ion binding; cysteine-type deubiquitinase activity; protein binding. The transcript is spliced from 21 exons. Gene Ontology annotation, biological process: protein deubiquitination. The record is from RefSeq and is a predicted model, not a curated record.